This is a messenger RNA of Lingula anatina, 672 nucleotides long. RefSeq lists its product as uncharacterized. NCBI's taxonomy places the organism in Eukaryota, Metazoa, Brachiopoda, Lingulata, Lingulida, Lingulidae. The record is from RefSeq and is a predicted model, not a curated record.
UAGCAAGUCUCUUAGAAGAGAACAAAUUCUUGAGAUUUCAUUCUCCUGCUAGGACAACUUCCAUUGGAACAAUGAAGUCGUGCGCUCUUCUUGUGCUUUUGGUGCUCUUUGCCGCUGUUGUCAUAGAAGACACAUCCGGGCAAGCUGUAGCGUAUGCCACGUGCAACUGCUGUGGUCACGAGUGUAGCAGCGACCAUGGGAGUUGCGAGUGCGGCGGAAUUCCACCCAACUGCUACUGUGCUGCAGCUGAUCACACAACAAGAGAACUGAUCCAGUCUCCUGCUACGACAACUUCCAUUGGAACAAUGAAAUCGUGCGCUCUUCUUGUGCUCUUGGUGCUCUUUGUUGCUGUUGUCAUAGAAGACACAGCCGGACAAGGUAUAGCGCGUGCUACAUGCACCUGCUGUGGCCAGAUAUGUCAUACCGACAGUGGGACUUGCACGUGCGGCGGAGUUGCACCCAACUGCUACUGUAUUGCAAUUGAUUACACAACAAGAGGACCCCCUUCUCCAGCGACUCCAUGACCAGUGAACAUACGGAAGAAAACAGGAAACUUCUCACUCAGCUAAAUGUAAAGCUGCUGUAUUUGGACUUUUUUGUGAAUUUUGAGUUCAACAAUAAAUGGUCAUAAUAAAGAAUGUAGUAAAUACGCUGUAUUUACUGCAUUGCCAA